Molecule: messenger RNA, 1281 nt
Organism: Adineta steineri
Lineage: Eukaryota; Metazoa; Rotifera; Eurotatoria; Adinetida; Adinetidae
Source: the annotation of a GenBank genome assembly
AUGUUAGCUACGACAUCUGCCGUACCACUCUCGUAUAUAUUCUGGUCAUUCGAUUCCAAUUUUGAUGAUCUGUAUAAUGAAUACAAUGGUAUCGGUAUAAACGGUGCUAGCUUUGUUUCACCUGGCUACACUGGUUAUGGAUCGGCAUUAUUUCUCAAUGGAACAAACUCUGAAUAUGUUCUCGUAUCAAAUUAUAAAGAUAUGACAAAUACAAGUUUAACUUGGGAAACAUGGUCUUAUCCAAUCAAUUUAGAUAAUUACGAUAAUUUGAUGUUGGGUAUGUGUCAAACAAUCAGCUUGAGUACGUGUAUGUACUUAAUGAUACGACAAAAUCGAACUUAUUUAGCAUUUUAUGCUAAUGAUUGUUGGGGUUCAACAAUCAUCUCGAUCAAUCGUUGGUAUCAUUUUGCAUUUGUCUAUGAUUAUAUGGCUCUAACACAAUAUAUUUAUGUGAAUGGAAUUCUCGAAUGUACACAUAAUACAUCAAGUCCAUUUCAAGCAACAAGCGGAGCGAUAACCAUUGGAGCAAUUAAUAAUACAGGUACUGCCACACCGGCUGCGUUUUGGACAGGCUAUAUCGAUCAAAUGGAAUAUGUAUCACGAGCUAAGACUGCAUCAGAAAUUUUAACAGAUGCAACUCUUGCAGGUUAUUAUUCAUUCGAUGAUGGUUCAUACUAUGAUUUGGGCCCUCUCAAAAUUAAUGGAACAGGCGUUGGUUUAAGCUCUACAGCGGGCUAUGUCAAUCAAUCCAUUUUGUUCAAUGUUUCAGGUGCAUAUUUUCAAGCAGGUGCAUUUACUUCAUUGGGUGUAUCUGGUCAAUCUUAUUCAAUAUCACUUUGGGUAAACAAAGCAUUAUCAAGUAGUGGAGGUGGAACUCUGGUACAUGUAUCAGGAAGUUCAAAUGGAACAUUAUGGUGUAUACCUAUGUUAGGUUUAUCUUCAUCCGAUGAAAUUAUUGGACAAAGUUGGAAUUUAUCUAUGGUAGCUAUUCAAGGACCUAUUCUUCAGUUAGGUGUAUGGACUCAUAUUGUUACAUCAUACAGUAUGGAUAAUGGUGUUCGUCUUUGGAUUAAUGGAACUUUAAUUGGUUCAUCGAUUCCAUUUACUUAUUCUGCAUCAAGUUUACCUGAUUGGAUUACAGUAGGAACAACAUUUUCAGCUGCAGUGCCGUGUGCCCAUGGCAAUGUCGCCGUCGGACAAUUCUAUGGAAUGAUAGAUGAAUUAAGAAUUUACUCACGAGAAUUAACAUCGAGCGACGUUUAUGCACUAGCUAAUCCAUAA